Zingiber officinale is the source of this 2063-nucleotide messenger RNA. RefSeq names its product probable aminotransferase ACS12. The transcript is spliced from 4 exons. Bases 196 to 1710 code for a protein of 504 amino acids. Gene Ontology annotation, molecular function: pyridoxal phosphate binding; transaminase activity. Gene Ontology annotation, biological process: amino acid metabolic process; biosynthetic process. NCBI's taxonomy places the organism in Eukaryota, Viridiplantae, Streptophyta, Magnoliopsida, Zingiberales, Zingiberaceae. The record is from RefSeq and is a predicted model, not a curated record.
CUGUCUUCUAUCAGACCUCGUCAGUAGCGUCGGAUAUUCGCCUUAUUAUCUCCGUCAAAUCGUAAAGCCCUGCGACAGCCACUUCUCCUCCGCUCGAUGGCCUCCCUCCUCAGCUCCGCCUCCGGCCGAUAACCUGCUACUCCAUUCCUCUCCGAGAAUAAAAGCGCAUAUCCGUCUUCAACUCGGACCGCUGCCAUGCGCCUCAUAGUCCCUCUCCAGGCGGUAGCCCAGGGGAGGGGUGGCCUCGUUCUUGGUUCCCUCAUCCCCUGCGCCCUCUUCUAUUUCCUCCAGUUCUACCUUCGCCGCCACCGUCCCUCCUCAUCCUCCUCGCCUCCUCCUUCCUCCUCAGAAUCCAACCUUUCUGAGCUCACCUCCAUGCAUCGCUCGUUCUCGAGGAACCUCCUCUCCACCCGUGGAUCCGCCGGACCCUCCUGCAUCUCCUCUCGCGGCGCUGCCCUCGCCAGGGGCGACGAUAAUCCCUAUUAUGUCGGAUUGAAGAGGUGCGCCGAGGAUCCGUAUGAUGCCUCAUCCAAUCCUGAUGGCUUCCUGCAGCUCGGCCUGGCUGAGAACCGGUUGUCGCUAGAUUUGAUCCGUGAUUGGUUGGUGAGUAAUUGGAAGGACUCAUUGUUGUCGGAGGAGCAAGAAUUGAGUGUCAGGGGAUUGGCGACGUAUCAGCCGCAUGAUGGAUUGAUGGAAUUGAAGAUGGCUGUUUCCGAAUUUAUGGGUCAUAUCAUGCAAGGGUCAAUUUCCUUCAAUCCAUCACAAUUGGUUUUAACUGCUGGCGCCACUCCUGCAGUUGAGAUAUUAAGCUUCUGUCUUGCUGAUGCUGGAAAUGCAUUUCUUGUUCCAUCUCCUUAUUACCCAGGGUGGGAUAGAGAUAUUAAGUGGCGUACUGGGAUAGAGCUUAUUCCUGUUCCAUGCAGAAGCACUAAUAAUUUUAAUAUAAGUAUUCCUGCUCUUGAACGAGCAUACAACCAAUCAAAAAAACGAGGAGUGAAAGUCCGUGCAGUUAUUGUUUCUAAUCCCAACAAUCCAGUUGGUAAUCUAAUAGACCAGGAAACACUGAUUGGUCUUCUAGACUUUGUCACAGAGAAAAACAUACAUCUCAUUUCUGAUGAAAUAUUUGCUGGUUCGACAUAUGGAAAUGACCAGUUUGUAAGUGUGGCCGAGAUUCUUGAUGUAGAAAACUUUGACAAGAGCAGGGUUCAUAUAAUCUAUGGACUGUCAAAAGACCUUUCCAUUCCAGGAUUUAGAAUUGGAGUUAUCUAUUCUCACAAUGAAAAUGUGCUGGCUGCUGCUUCUAAGCUAGCACGGUUCUCAUCCAUUUCUGCUCCUACGCAACGGUUGCUUGUUUCAAUGCUUUCAGAUGCAAGGUUCAUUUCUGAAUAUCUUGCCAUAAACAGAGAACGGUUACAGAACACGCAAGCUUUAUUUGUGGAUGGGCUGAAAGAGUUGGGUAUCAAGUGCGCUAAUAGCAGUGGAGGGUUGUAUUGUUGGGCAGACAUGAGCAAACUUAUUGGGUCUUAUAGCGAGAAAGGCGAGCUUCAACUGUGGGACAGACUGCUAAAUGUUGCUAAGGUUAAUGCAACCCCUGGUUCAACAUGCCACUGCAUUGAACCUGGAUGGUUUAGGUGUUGUUUCUCUACAUUGGAAAAGUCGGAUAUUCCUUUAGUGAUGGAAAGGAUUCGAACAGUCAUCCAAAGCAAUUAAAUGACCUGUUAUUCUUUUUUUUUUUCUUAAGAAUAUUCGACUCUAGCCUUGCAUUUUCUGCUUCAUAACUAACAAGAGGAUUUCACUUCACUUUUUUAGUAGACUGGAAUUUUUUUUAAAAGAAGGUGCCUGCUAGAAAUCAGCAAUGAAUAUCAACACCAGCUUGGAAUCACAAGAAUGAACUCAGAUAUGAACGGAAGAACAAGUGGAAUGUCUACUAGAGUACAGAAUUCUUUGUUAAAUGAUGCUAGGGGAAAUUCACUGUUUUAGUACUAAGGAUGACAGUUAAUUCGUUAUAUAGGAUAUGGGGUGUGUUGAUCAGAGAAUAUUAAAUACAUGCGUUUUUAGUCCUU